Uranotaenia lowii is the source of this 1198-nucleotide messenger RNA. RefSeq names its product aldo-keto reductase family 1 member B1-like. The record is from RefSeq and is a predicted model, not a curated record. Gene Ontology annotation, molecular function: aldose reductase (NADPH) activity. Bases 119 to 1075 code for a protein of 318 amino acids. Gene Ontology annotation, cellular component: cytosol. Lineage: Eukaryota; Metazoa; Arthropoda; Insecta; Diptera; Culicidae. The transcript is spliced from 4 exons.
AACUAUAAAACCUCACGAAAGCAAAACAUGAAUCUACCAGCUAACGAUCAUCAAAAGCUGUUUCAGUUUAUUAUUGACCAUCUGCUGAGCGAACGCAACGUUUUGAUUAGGAAUAAAGAUGGAUCCAUCUAAGGUCCCGAAUGCUAUCUUCAACAACGGUAACAGUAUUCCGAUGAUUGGCCUCGGAACUUGGGGAUCACCACCAGGUCAAGUCGCUCAAGCCGUAAAGGAUGCCAUAGAUAUCGGAUACCGCCAUAUCGACUGCGCCCAUGUCUACCAAAAUGAGCAUGAAGUUGGCGAAGGAAUCAACGCUAAGAUUCAGGAAGGUGUUGUCAAAAGGGAAGAGAUCUUCGUAACUAGCAAGUUGUGGAAUACCUUUCACCGACCUGAACUAGUUGAGGGCGCUUUACGAACCACGCUUAAAAAUCUGAAACUAGACUACUUGGAUCUGUACUUGAUUCACUGGCCUCAGGGUUACAAAGAAGGCGGAGACUUAUUUCCCAUGGAGCCGUCGGGAGAAAAGUUCAUCUUUUCGGAUGCUGAUUACGUAGAUACAUGGCCUGCUAUGGAAAAACUUGUGGAUGCUGGUCUGGUGAAGAAUAUUGGCCUAUCAAACUUCAACAGUAAGCAAGUCCAACGUGUGCUCGACGUGGCUCGCAUUAAGCCGGUGACCAAUCAAAUCGAGAAUCAUGCUUAUCUUCACCAGGCUAAGCUAUCAGCGUUCUGCUCGGAUAAGGGAAUAAUUGUAACGGCUUACAGCCCGCUCGGAUCGCCAGCGAGACCAUGGGUAAAGGAAGAUGAUAUUGUGCUGCUGAAUGAUCUCAAACUUAAAACGAUUGCGGACAAACAUGGUAAGGAACCGGCCCAGAUUCUGAUUCGGUACCAGAUUCAGCAGGGUCACGUGGUAAUUCCCAAGUCAGUGACAAAAGCUCGGAUUGCUUCCAACUUUGACGUAUUUGGAUUUGAACUGGAUGCUGAAGAUAUUAAGCAGUUAGCAGCUUUGGAACGAAACGAACGUAUCUGUCCGGAGAGCUUUUCGUACGGGCAUCCCCAUCAUCCUUUUGAAAAAGAAUGAGAUCCAAUCCAGUUUACGAUAAGCAUCUAAAUUUCUUACAAUGCGAUAAAUAGUCAACAACUAAUUUCCUUGUCAUUCAGGACUUUUAUGAUAAUUUUUAUUAAAAAUUAUGCAUAACAUUUA